AUGGUUCAAACAGAGAAACACGAGUAUGCUUCCCGGCAUCGAUCCUUCAAGGGUUGCUGGACCUGUAAGAAAAAGCGGGUUCAAUGCGAUGAAUCCCGGCCAGCAUGCACAAGGUGCACCUCAAGGGGUUUAGUUUGUGGGGGAUACGAGAUCCGCCUGCGGUGGGGUGCUGGUAUUGCAUCUAGAGGGAAGUACACGGGCGCACAGAAACCAGUCAAAGAAUCGAUUCCACCACAGUCAAGACGGAGGUGGGAUAUGCGAGACAAAGCGGAAAGGUCCCCUCAAGGCGAUGGUCAAGGGCAGCCGAUGCUAGUUUCUCCACCGGAAGAUCAACCGCAACUGGUGGCACGACGAGCAACGGUCAACAUAUUGAACACACCGUGGGAGCCGGACUCCUCGGAGCGAAUCGCCGCCAUAAACAAGCAUUUUGAGAUCCCAGUUUCUCUGACAGCACUGAAUACAACACCCCACACUUAUUCGGGGCCAGAAAAAACCAGGCAAUACCCCAGCAAUCCUGGCGGGCGGAGCAUACUGGCGUGA
Penicillium salamii is the source of this 540-nucleotide messenger RNA. NCBI's taxonomy places the organism in Eukaryota, Fungi, Ascomycota, Eurotiomycetes, Eurotiales, Aspergillaceae. The record is from the annotation of a GenBank genome assembly.